AUGGCCAUCAUCACCACCACGGUUGAGCACCUGAUGUGCGUGCGUGUGCGCAUAUGUCAGGCAGACGCGUUGAUCGACGCCGAGAGAGAGGAACCCAUCCACAUCCAACACCCACAUCCACGCAUGCCACGCCAUGGCGAGCUGUGCCACCUCAACCAACCCAAGUCAACCCAGGCCGAGGAAAGGAUGGAGGGAAAGCAAGGACAGAAGACGUGGGGCUCCCAAUAGAUGUGUGUGUGUGUGU
Messenger RNA from Salpingoeca rosetta, 244 nucleotides. RefSeq lists its product as uncharacterized. The transcript is spliced from 3 exons. The record is from RefSeq and is a predicted model, not a curated record. Bases 1 to 228 code for a protein of 75 amino acids. Lineage: Eukaryota; Choanoflagellata; Craspedida; Salpingoecidae.